AUGCCGGCGCACAACCUCCACCCGCGCCACGCUCACCUCCGUCCGGAGCACUCCCACCAGCAAUUGAACGAGCGCGCCGCCAUGCCGGACCCCGACGCCGCACCCGACAUCAAGACGGUCGUCUCCAUCGUCUACUACACCGCGCCCAAGACUUUUGACGGCCCCGCCAUUUAUGUCACCGACAUGCCGACCGAGACCGAGUCCGUUAACGCUGCGGCAAACACCGCCGAAGCCACCAAGGCAAACAGCGACGACGAUGACGCAACCAGCACCAAAGCGACCGCUAAGAGCACUGGCACUACGCUGGCUACGCAGACGGUCAAGGCGUCGGCCUCUAAGACCGCUGAGGAUUCGUCUAGCUCUGCCUCAGUCACUUCCACUGCCGACAUGUCCAGCUCGGCGUCGAUGAAGCUCUCGCAAGCCACCGCUUCCGUCUCGUCCGUCGCUGCUGCCGCUGCCAGCUCCUCCAGCUCUGCGUCCAGCUCUUCCUCCGACAGCGGAAUGUCGGGCGGUGCCAAGGCCGGAAUGGCGUUCGCAAUCAUCUGCUGCAUCGCGCUCGCCGCCUUCCUGUUGUUCUUCUGGAAGAAGAAGCAGCAGGAGCAGAAGAAGCUCGAGGAGCAGGCUGCUGCUUCGAACAACAACGAAAAGUUCAACGAGAAGAGCGUUCCUCCCCAGGCCAGCAAUCCCUUCAGCGAUCCUCCCGUCGCCGCCCCCGUAGCCGCCAUGAAGAAGGAGAGCAGGAACAGCGUGAGCUCUCAAAGACCCGGUACUUCUGCAUCCCGUGCGCCCAGCGUCAGAACCGUCAAGACCUUGGGCAACGCUCCCCGUCUCAGCCUGCGCCCGAUGACCCAGUUCAACCCCAUGGCCGCCAAGGGUGAGGGCGAUAUCCUGGACACGCCUGCCGGCGUGAGCCCUUGGGAGAAGCGCGGUGCUGCCAGCGCCGCCAACGACCCCGCCAACCCCUUCGGAAACCACGCCGAGUCCAUCGACACUGCCACCGCUCGCGACGCCGUCGAACUCGGUACCCCUACGACUCCGAUGACACCGGCCAUGGAAUAUCCCUUCCCGGUCAAGCUCGCGCCUACGUCUGCCCCUACUUCGGCUCCCACCUCGGCUCCUACCUCUGCUCCUACCUCUGCCCCUGCUCCCGGCGGCGUUCCGAAGCACAUCAGCAUUGCCUCUAACAUGACUGGUUCCACCGCGGUCGGUGGUUUUCAAAGCCCCAACCCCUUCGCCGACAAGGAUGUUCCCAUGUCCCCCGGUCCUGCCCCGACCGGUGCCCUCCCGGCGGCUCCCGGCGGCGCCAAUGGAAAGCCCUACCCUGUGCACCGUUGCCACAUGGACUUCAACCCCUCCAUGGCUGACGAGCUUGGUAUCAAGAACGGUCAAUUGGUCAGGAUCAUGCACGAGUACGAUGAUGGAUGGGCUCUCUGCCAGAAGAUGGAUGGUUCUGCGCAAGGUGUCGUGCCGCGCUCCUGCUUGUCCAAGCAGGCGCUCAAGCCUCGGCCCGGUCCGCCUAGCGGCAACCCCCCUCCUCAAGGCCCUCCUCGUUCUCGCGCUGCUUCGAACGCCAGCACUAGCGGCGUCCCCGUCCUCGCUCAGCCUCGUCCUCUGUCUCCUGCCACUGGUCGCAACUCCCCCGGUCCCCAGGGCCCUCCGCCUCAGGGUCCUCCUCCGAAGGGUCCUCUUCCUGCUCCUCAGGGUCGUCCGCGCACUGGAAGCAACGCGUCUUUCGCCGGCCAGCCCCGUCCCAUGUCGCCCGCCGGUGGUCCUCGUGCCAUGUCGCCCAUGAACCCCGCUGGUGCUCGUCAGAGGUCCCAGAGCAACGCUUCUUUCGCCGCACCUCGUCCCCAAUUCGCCCAGGAAGCUCAGCGCCCCCGUGCUAGCUCUACCGGUGCCGCCGGUCGCGGUAACUCCCCCGGCCCGAGCCCUCUCGCCCCGGCUCCUGCCCCGGCUCUGCUCCCUGCCGCGGCCCCUGCCGCUGCCCCUACCGCCGCUGCCCCUACCGCCGCUGCCCCUACCGCCGCUGCCCCAGCUACCGAUGCCCCGGCUACCGAUGCCCCGGCUACCGAUGCUCCUGCCAACGGCGAUGUGCCCCAGCGCAAGCCCGUCCCCGGACAGGCCAUGUGA
This is a messenger RNA of Lasiodiplodia theobromae, 2130 nucleotides long. Its product is annotated as Sh3 domain protein. The record is from RefSeq and is a predicted model, not a curated record. Gene Ontology annotation, molecular function: protein binding. NCBI's taxonomy places the organism in Eukaryota, Fungi, Ascomycota, Dothideomycetes, Botryosphaeriales, Botryosphaeriaceae. The coding region runs from base 1 to 2130 and encodes 709 amino acids. The transcript is spliced from 2 exons.